Messenger RNA from Oryzias melastigma (Indian medaka), 4588 nucleotides. Its product is annotated as aquaporin AQPAe.a. Gene Ontology annotation, biological process: transmembrane transport. The record is from RefSeq and is a predicted model, not a curated record. The transcript is spliced from 6 exons. NCBI's taxonomy places the organism in Eukaryota, Metazoa, Chordata, Actinopteri, Beloniformes, Adrianichthyidae. Gene Ontology annotation, molecular function: water channel activity. Gene Ontology annotation, cellular component: plasma membrane. The coding region runs from base 1471 to 2304 and encodes 277 amino acids.
AUGCCUUGCAUGUUGUAAAGAAGCCAUUUUGGUAGUUUUCUUCCACCGGACACAUGAUGAGUGUUAGAUACCUGAUUGUAGAUGUCUACAGGCAGUGGUGGUCUUAGCAGUUUGGGGGCCCUGGGCAAAAAAAUAAAAAAAAAACAAAAAAAAAAACUUUAAAUUAAUGUCCUUACUUGUCCACUGUUUGACAGAAUCAAUGUCAAGAAUCCAGAUGUUUUGAUGUUUUGAUAAAAACUGAUCAUUAAAAACUGCAGUGAGGCAGACUUCACAACCUGCACUGAAAAUAAACAGGAAAUACAGCCAUUUUGAGGAUUUUGAUUAUGAUCAAGUGUACAAAUUGCAUUUAUGGAAUGGGUUGGUGCACGCAUUCAUUUUUAUCAUUAGUAGGCUCUACAUGUCAUGACGGCAGGUGAGGCACUGCUUCACCUGCUUCUCCUGACCACAUGUCCCCGGUUGAACCAUACUUCAAUAAGGAACUAAAAACCACUGAACCAAUCCCAAACCAGCAUCAAUUAUGCCCACCUGCCCAAAACAAUUUUCAACUGCCAAGUCGAAUUCAACUGGAACUACUCAAUUAGGCGGAAAACUGGCCAAUCUGGAAAAACGGAAUUCUCUGUGGGUCAAUUUCCUGUUGAGUGGAAUAUUCCAUUGCUGCAGAGGGAUGGGGGAGGACGAAAAAGGUUCCCAUUUCAGUAUUUUGGGGUGUUUUAUUAAUGACAGAUUUAAAUAAUAAUACGAGUAAAAUUAUGAAGUGUUCUGGUUGGGACCCCAGACUAUCCUUUGCCUAAUGGUGAGUCCUCCACCGUCUACAGGACACCUUCAUUUUAUUACUCUAUUAGAUGUCUACCAAUAGUGUUCUUCUCUGAUUUCACUGCAAAGGCUUAAAUUAAUGUUAUGUUAGUGGAUGUGUCUUAAUUUCCCAAAGUGUAGAAAAUAACUUGACUAAAUUAAUUCAACUUUAUUUCUUUAUUCUAAUGGUAUAUUCACUCUUUUUAAAGCUGUUCCUGCAUCUUCCUGUUUUCUUUUGCACUUUGUGUGAGGUAAUAGCAUUAUUAGUAAACUGCAAACUGAACUGUAAUAUCUUUUUUUAGAUGUAUGCAUUUAACUAGUAGCUGAUGAUGAACCACUGUUUGGAUCUGACCUGCUCCAUGUGAACCCAGUCUGUCCACACGCUGAUGUUCAUCAGGGUCUUCUGAAGGUUGAUGGAUUUGUCAGAUUUCUCAGCAUGCUGAGCAGAAAAGCCUGAGAGGAAACAUCCCAAGAAGGCCUUGAGUGGAGGAAAACAGUGUGAGGGGGCGGGGGGCCAGAGAGGGAGGAGGUUAUUUUCAUCAAAGGACCUCACAAGAUAAUGAGACCCUGAAGCCCCCAGAUCUCCUCGGCAGCACACAGACAGAAGGAAAGACGGACGGAUGAGCGGACGGACUGCAGAGCUGGAAGCCUGAGGAGAGUCGCAUCAGUGGAUCUGAAAUGACGUGGCGAGAGGAGCUGCGUAGUAGAAAGUUCUGGUGUGCUAUUCUGGCAGAGCUGUUAGGUACCCUGGUGCUGGUGAGCGCCGUGCUGGGCGCCUCUGUUCCGGGCCCUGAAGAAGCCGCCGUGGGACCCCUGUAUCCUGCAGCGGCAGUGGGCGUGGCCAUCAUUGCACUGAGUCACUGUUUUGGAGAAAUGAGCGGAGCGCAAGUGAACCCUUCUCUGACUCUGUCUCUCUUGGCCACUCGGAGGCUGGACGCUCUGCGGGCCUUGGUUUACAUCGCCGCCCAAUGUUUGGGGGCCUGUUUAGCCGCCUGGAUGCUGUACCUGGCCUUACCCCUCAAGACGACAGCGGAGCACUUCGUUAACAGGGUGCCCAUCGAGUUAAACGCAGCUCAGGCUUUGGGGAUGGAGGUUCUGUGUACCUUCCAGAUGGUCUUCACUGUGUACUCGGUGGAGGACCAGCGACGGAGAGACAGCCCAGAACCAGGAAACCUGGCCAUUGGAGCGGCCCACUCUGCUGGAGUUCUCAUAGGGGCUCGCUUUUCUGGUGCCAGUAUGAACCCGGCACGCUCCUUGGGUCCAGCCAUCGUCACGGGUUUCUGGGAGAACCACUGGAUUUAUUGGAUUGGACCAGUGAUGGGUGCGUUGCUGGCUGGAGUGUCCCAUGAGUUCUUUUUCGCACGCAGCGCCUCUCGUCAGAAGCUAGUGGCCUGCUUGACCUGCAAAGACAUUGAGAUUGUUGAGACGGCCAGCGUGACCGGAUCGUCGCUGUCCACGGUCACGCAGAACGCCGCCAGAAGCAAACAGGCCAACAAACCGGAGAACAACUGAAGAUGUGAAAGGACCCGGAGCUUCCUGCAGCACAACUGUAAUUCAGUCAGACUUCACACUGCUGGGGGCCAAUGAAAAGAUGUGUUGGACAAGGGAUUUUUAAAAGUUAACUCACUAUAAACCAGUGCUGAUCUCUUAAAAACAUCGUGUUAUUUUAGGGUUAUAUAGUUGUAAUCAUAUAUCUUUGCACCAACAUUCAUUUUUAUGAUGUAACACAACAGUUGUUUUUAUUUUAAUUUGAUCUUUUUGCUCCUCCCUUCUCUGUAACAAGUUCUUCUGAUUGGUUUCCUUUUUGGGACAUAGGAGGAAAGUUGUCAUUUGAUUGGUUCACUAUGUUCCUGCACAGAAACACAAAAGGUUGGAUGGAGUUUUGUAAUUAUACAAAAAAAGUCUUUAUUUUUGUGCAUUGAAAUCUCCACCAAAUGACAGCAAGAAUGAUGAUUGUCAUCUGCAUCCAUCCUGUGCUUUAAUCUAGGGGUUCAUUUAUGUCAGGCCAAAAAAUAAGCAACUCAGAUUAGACAUCCCAAUAAUGUUAGUUUGCCAAUUAAUCUUUGGUCUAAAUUGAAUUCAUAGCAUUAAAAUGAAGCAUACUCAUCUGUCACGAUUGCUUUAACUCCACAUCCAAUUGGGAUUCAUCUAUUUGCUUCAUGCACUGUAAAAAGUAAAAAGUUGGAUUAAUUGACACACUGGAACAAAACUUACCUUUUUGGUUAAUAACAGACUUCUUAAACAUCUUAAGGAUGAGAUUUACAAGACCAGAGGAUCAGAAAGUCCACGAAUGUUUUUGCCUAAUUUAUUUAUAUUAAUGUUGGGGAGAAAGUAAACUGCAUCCACUGUCAUAUAUGGCAAAAGUAUCACUUGGGAACAAGACCUUCCUUUUCAUGGUUAAAAACACACUUCUUAAACGUCUUAAGGAUAAGAUUUACUAAACUAGAGGAUCAGAAGGUCUCCUAAUGUUUUUGCCUAAUUAAUUUACAUUAAUGUUGGGAAAAAAGUAAACUGCAUCCACUGUUAUAUGUGGUAAAAAUAUUACUCGGGAACAAGACUUGUGUUUUACGGAUCAAAACACACUUCUUACACAUCUUAAGGAUAAGAUUUACAAAACAAGAGGAUCAGAAGGUCCAGUGAUGUUCAUGUCUAAUUAAUUUACAAUAAUCUUGUAAAAAAGUAAACUGCAUCCACUGUUAUAAGUGGUAAAAAUCUUACUCGCGAACAAGACUUGCCUUUUGCAGGUAAAAACACACUUCUAAAACAUCUUAAGGAGGAGAUGUACAAACCAGAGGAUCAGAAGAUCCUGUGAUGUUCAUGUCUAAUUAAUUUACAAUAAUCUUGGAAAAAAAGUAAACUGCAUCCACUGUUAUAGCUGGUUAAAACAUCACAUGGGAACAAGACCUGCCUUUCUGGGUAAAAACACACUUCUAAAACAUCUUAAGGAGGGGAUUUACUAAACCAGGGGAUCAGAAGGUCACCUGAUAUUUUUGCCAAAAUAAUUUAAAUUAAAGUCAGAAAAAAAGUAAACUGCAUCCACUGUAGUAGAUGGUAAAAACAUCACAUGGGAACAAGACUUGCCUUUUAACGCUAAAAACACAAUUUUAACAAAACCAGAGGAUCAGAAGGUCUCCUGAUGCUUCUGCAUCAGGUAGUGUUAAAUCCUGUUUUUGGGGCAAUGUUUAUUGUAAAUGUAUAGCAUCGUUAAGACAUAUAACAUAAAUGAAUCCUGACUGAUUUCCUUUAAAAUGGUGACCUUAAGGUCUCUACCUUUCACUGUAGCCACUAUAAUGAGAUUCAGCAUCUGCUUUUGCAUUUACAUCCCAUUUCAAUAUGUGAAAGAGACUCAUUGAAAAUCAUGCUGAAUGACGCCCUCAUGUUCUCGCUGCAUAUUGUGUUAGUGAGCGCUUUGAAAUGCUAAGCAGGUCCUGCCCCGGCUCUGUGGACGUAGCCAUGCUGUCAGGAUCAGUACAUCUCUCAGUUCCAUUUAUUUAUUUAUUUAUUUUUACUAAAGCCUCUUGUUCACCAUCAAAUAGACCUUCAUACCUCCAUAAUGGCUGUACAUAGAGAACACUUUCAGUGCAAACAAGCUUUGUAGUUUCAAAUGGAGGAAAAUGGCAGGACGUCUGUGGGUGAAUGCUGUUUUCAAUUUGCUUUGAUGAAACCUUUAAUUUUCAUUGCAUUUUUUUCACUAAUGUUGUUUAAAUGUAUUUAAGGAACCAAAAUUUGCCCUUUAAUUUAGGCAAUUCCCCUUUUUUGUGGGAUCAAUAAAGUUUUGUUCUACUCUAAAAUGAAA